This is a messenger RNA of Macrosiphum euphorbiae (potato aphid), 267 nucleotides long. The record is from the annotation of a GenBank genome assembly. NCBI's taxonomy places the organism in Eukaryota, Metazoa, Arthropoda, Insecta, Hemiptera, Aphididae.
AUGACUGAAUUGACUGAUAUGGACGUGGACAACUACUUUUCCAGCUAUGGUGAUCUGGAGGUUCACAAAUUAAUGAUACAGGACACGGCUAGGACAGAGGCGUACAAAAAUGCUAUCCUAUCAAGCCGCUCAGUGUUCGAGGGUAAAAUCGUGUUGGAUGUGGGAGCAGGCACCGGAAUUCUGUCCAUAUUCUGCGCUCAGGCUGGAGCUACUAAAGUCUUCGCAGUCGAAGCCAGCAAGACGGCUGAAGGAUGGCCCGACAGCUAG